GGUUGCAAAACGAAAGUGUAGCUGGGAAAGACUUGCUGGGUAUUCGCCCUUCACUUUAGCAGGGAGGAAAGAUUAUAGGACUUUGGUCUUGAGUUUAUGCCCAAAGCGCAGAAGUUUUGGAGGGCUGAUAAGAUAGAUGGCAGCAUGGGCUCGGCAGAAACACUUGUUGCAGGCUACAUAUGUGAAAUUCAGCAGUAUGGCAGCUGCAGGUCAGAAGAGAGGUGCAAAGUGCUACCCUGUUAUCAGUGGAGAGAUCCCUCCUGUUUUCAGACAUGUGUAUGAAGCAAACACCAGAAACAGCCAGAUCUGUGGGCAGAGGUAUGUAGAAUUAUUAGAGCAAAUUAAACUAGGAGGAGGAGAGAAUGCAAUAAUGAGACAUACACAGAGGAAUAAAAAACUGCUUGUGCGUGAGAGACUGAGAAUGCUUCUGGAUAAUGAAUCAUUCUUAGAGCUAUCCCCAAUGGCUGGCCUUGGUCUAACUUAUGGAGAUGUUCCUUCUGCGGGGUGUCUCACUGGUGUUGGGAAAAUUUGUGGAGUGUGGUGUGUGUUUAUAGCUAAUGAUGCCACAGUUAAGGGUGGCACAGCUUAUCCAAUUUCUGUAAAGAAACAGCUGAGGGCGCAGGAAAUCGCUAUACAGAACAGACUUCCUACUGUUUAUUUGGUGGACAGUGGUGGUGCUUUUCUACCGCUCCAGGCAGAGCUGUUUCCUGACAAGCAACAUGGCGGAAGGACUUUCUAUAAUGAAGCUAUAAUGUCAGCUAUGAGAAUCCCCCAGGUGGCUGUGGUGUGUGGCUCUUGUACAGCUGGAGGUGCAUAUAUUCCAACUAUGGCAGAAGAAACUGUAAUAGUUGACAAGAUUGGAACUAUAUUUUUGGCUGGCCCACCGUUGGUUAAAGCUGCAACUGGAGAAGACGUCUCUGCUGAGAAUCUGGGAGGAGCAAAGCUACAUUCUAGUGUCAGUGGGUGUGUCGAUCAUUUUGGAUCAACAGAAGCAGAGGCCUACACUUGUGCUCGAAAUAUUAUUUCAUCCCUAAAUUUUGAUCCAGUUGCUGAGGAUUCAUCAGACUACGAGAACCCUUUAUAUGAUACAAAUGAAUUUACAGGACUAGCCCCUCGGGAUUACAGAAGCACUCUCAACAUUAAACUGAUCCUUGGCCGACUUCUGGAUGGCAGUAGGUUUCUGGAAUUUAAAGCUGAUUAUGGGACAACUUUGGUUGCAGGCUUUGCAUCUGUUGAAGGGAACUUGGUUGGUGUUGUGGCCAAUAAUGGAGAGUUAACACAUGAUGCCUCACUGAAAGGAAGCCAUUUUGUGCAGUUAUGUAACCAGCGUGGAAUUCCUCUUCUUUUUCUUCAAAAUACAGCAUCUCAAGAAUCUGUGCCAACAAAUGUUGUAAAGGCAGAAGAGCAAACCAACCGACUGAAAGCACAAGCUGCUAUGAUUGCUGCUGUUGCUUGUGCCUCUGUCCCUAAGAUUACCCUUGUUAUCGGUGGCUGUCAUGGGGGAGAAAGCUUUGCCAUGUGUGGCAGAUCAUUUGAUCCAAAUUUUUUGUUUCUUUGGCCUAACGCAAGGGUCUCUCUGGUGGAUCCUCACCGUGCCUCAGAAUACCCCCAGUGGAGGGAGCAAUACCAUGCACGUGAUGCAGAAGAAAAGACCAGACUGGAGAAGGGGUCUUGUCCUUCUGUAUUCAGGUUGAAGAAAGAGAGCACAGCGUUCUACUCAACAGCAAGACUGUGGGAUGAUGGCAUAAUAUUACCUCAAGAUUCAAGAAAUGUAAUUGGCAAGUGUCUAAGAAUCAUCAAACAGCAAAAAUAUAAGGAUUUCACUUAUCAAACCUCCCCUGUAUUCAGAAUGUAAAUUUUAUGUUUUUGAUAAGCUAUUUUUAAAUAUGUAAAUAUAUUAACAAUAAAGAUUAUUAAUAUUGUG
Messenger RNA from Xenopus laevis (African clawed frog), 1924 nucleotides. Its product is annotated as methylcrotonoyl-CoA carboxylase beta chain, mitochondrial. The record is from RefSeq and is a predicted model, not a curated record. The coding region runs from base 137 to 1855 and encodes 572 amino acids. NCBI's taxonomy places the organism in Eukaryota, Metazoa, Chordata, Amphibia, Anura, Pipidae. The transcript has 12 exons.